Molecule: messenger RNA, 1505 nt
Organism: Acanthopagrus latus (yellowfin seabream)
Lineage: Eukaryota; Metazoa; Chordata; Actinopteri; Spariformes; Sparidae
Product: oxidoreductase HTATIP2-like
Exons: 7
Coding region: 265-1104 (279 amino acids)
Biological process (GO): import into nucleus
Cellular component (GO): cytoplasm
Source: RefSeq, a predicted model, not a curated record
GAAAAUGGGGAUGACAACAGGAUUUGUUGAAGUUCAUAGUCUCUCUCGCUGUUUGGUUUACUACAUUAGUAUACUAUUAACAAUAUUUAAGUGAACUUGUGCCGUCUGCCAAGCCACAAAGUGACGUUGACGAUAAUUUCUGAAUUUUCCCCAGCUUAACACCGAGGCAGGAAGAGAGCACCGUCCGUAAACAUGAAGCAACCAGGAAGUGUCCUGGCAAUUUAACCGUUGCUCCCACGGACGGAUCUAUGGCUGUUCCUGCCAAUGUCUCUUAUGAAACUACUGGGCAACACUCUGGGAAAAGCGACCGGGCUCCUAGCUGUCCUAAUUGUUGUCAUUGCAGCGGUUUUGAAUUACUUCGACGAUCCUGAUCCGGUUAAAUACACCAGCAUGGCUGAGGACAUGAAUACUCUGGAGGAAAACUUCAGGCAGCAAAAUAAAAGCUGUUUCAUCCUCGGGGCCUCUGGGGAGACGGGCAGGGUGCUGCUUCGAGAGCUGCUGGAGCGCAACAUCUUCUCCAAGAUUACUCUCAUAGGAAGGAGACAGCUCACCUUCGAGGGCAAGGAGUAUGAAAAGCUGGCACAAGAGGUGGUGGACUUUGAGAAGCUUGAUGAGCAUGCUGCUGCUUUCCAAGGUCAUGAUGUUGGCUACUGCUGCCUGGGAACAACCAGAGCAAAAGCAGGAGCUGAAAUGUUCGUCCGUGUCGAUCAUGACUAUGUUCUGAAAUCAGCAGAGCUCGCCAAGUCAGGAGGCUGCACACAGUUCCACCUGGAGUCCUCUAGAGGAGCUGAUAAAACCAGCAGCUUCCUUUACCUCAAAGUCAAGGGACAAGUGGAAGCAGAGAUUGAGGCGCUGGGUUUUGACAGAUAUGCCAUUUACAGACCAGGGGUUUUGCUGGUAGAUAGGCAGGAGAGUCGACCUGCCGAGUGGCUGGCCAGGAAAUUCCUUGGUGCCUUUUCUUCGGUUUGUUCUACUUCCAUGGCCAUCCCAAUCCAAGUAGUGGCAAAAGCCAUGGUGUCAAACACUCUUCUUCAACCUGAGCAGAAGACGGAGAUCCUGGAGAACAAAGACAUCGCCAGUCUGGGGAAGAGUGUAGGGAAAUAAGAGAGAGGAGGAAAUACGUUGAGAUAAAGCAGCAGAUACAAAGAUGACAAUACGCUACAAAUGAUAACCACAUCAUCAUCAUCAUAUUAUCAGAACGUUGUCAUUAUGCCUAUUUGAAAAUUUAUAUUAAUAUAUGCAUGAUUUUUCUGUUUUUGGAGAACUAUGUUUCCAUGAAAGUGCUUCCUGUUGUCGGUCUGCUAGAUUCUAUAAAGAGGAAACAUCCUGUGAAGCUAACAAAAUAUUUAUUCUUUUAAUUGUAUCUGGGUUUAACUUCUUUGGCGCUGAAUGGUGUAUGUAGUGAAUGUAAAUAUUUCCAGUCAGGCUUUUUGACAGCACACUGAAACACUGCCUUAAUAUGCUGGUUAAUUCUACACUUGAUUAAAAACACAUUUUUUAUAUCA